CGCGCCUCCCUCCUCCCCUUGCAGGCAGACUCCGGGAUUGCGCUUCCCGCAGGGACCUGCCCAGUCCUUUCUGGGAGUGCGGGGAACGCAGUCCCGGCGCGUGGGGGCCGCGCGGGCAGGAUGGUGUGCGCUCGGGCGGCCCUUGGUCCCUGCCUGCUCUGGGCUGCGGCGUGCGGCGUCUUGCUGCUCAGCGCCCAGGCGGGGGCGCAGCGUGGCCGGAAGAAGGUCGUGCACGUGCUGGAGGGUGAGUCCGGCUCCGUGGUGGUCCAGACGGCGCCCGGGCAGGUGGUGAGCCACCGCGGGGGCACCAUCGUCCUGCCCUGCCGCUACCACUACGAGGCCGCCGCCCACGGCCAUGACGGCGUCCGCCUCAAGUGGACGAAGGUCGUGGACCCGCUGGCCUUCACGGACGUCUUCGUGGCGCUGGGCCCCCAGCACCGGGCCUUCGGCAGCUACCGUGGGCGGGCCGAGCUGCAGAACGAGGGGCCCGGGGACGCCUCCCUGGUGCUCCGCAAUGUCACCCUGCAGGACUACGGGCGCUACGAGUGUGAGGUCACCAAUGAGCUGGAGGACGACGCAGGCAUGGUCAAGCUGGACCUGGAAGGCGUGGUCUUCCCCUACCACCCCCGCGGGGGCCGCUACCAGCUGACGUUCCCGGAGGCGCAGCGGGCGUGCGCCGACCAGGACGGCAUCCUGGCGUCCGCAGAGCAGCUGCACGCGGCCUGGCGCGACGGCCUGGACUGGUGCAACGCGGGCUGGCUGCGCGACGGCUCGGUGCAGUACCCGGUGAGCCGGCCGCGGGAGCCCUGCGGCGGCGGGAGCGGCGGCGGGAACGGCGGCGGCGGCGGCGUGCGCAACUACGGCUACCGCCAUAACGCCGAGGAGCGCUACGACGCCUUCUGCUUCACGUCCAACCUCCCGGGGCGCGUGUUCUUCCUGAAGCCGCUGCGGCCCGUGCCCUUCGCGGGAGCCGCGCGCGCGUGCGCGGCGCGCGGCGCGGCCGUGGCCAAGGUCGGGCAGCUGUUCGCCGCGUGGAAGCUGCAGCUGCUGGACCGCUGCACGGCGGGCUGGCUGGCCGACGGCAGCGCGCGCUACCCCAUCGUGAACCCGCGCGCGCGCUGCGGCGGCCCUCGGCCUGGCGUGCGCAGCCUCGGCUUCCCCGACGCCUCCCGGCGCCUCUUCGGCGUCUACUGCUACCGCGCGCCGGGCGCACCGGACCCUGCCCCCGGCGGCUGGGGCUGGGGCUGGGCUGGCGGCGGUGGCUGGGCUGGGGGCGCGCGCGACCCCGCCGCCUGGACCCCGCUGCGCGUCUAGCGCCGCAGCCCGAGGACGAUUGGGGGCGCCCGGCAGCGGCUCCAGCGUCUGCGGUUCCACGCCCCUCCCCACCCCGUGGCCUCUGGCCGUGACUCCUGGGGUGCCCUGCAGGCUGACCAAGCUUCCUGCAGUUUUGGACACCGACAACGGCCCCUGGGGAAUCCCUUGAGAGAGGACGAGUCCCAGCGGACUAAGUCUCCUGGAGUUCCCUGGACCAAAACCCCACCGCUUCUGGACAGUGGAUUUCCCACGCCCCUGGACUUUGUCCAGGAGAAGGGCCACGCCCCCGAGGACCCCAGGAGGCCAGCCGACCCCCAGCCUCUUGAAGAUUCGGCCACCCCUCUGCAGAGACCCUUUGCAGCCGGAACCGCCCCACCCCUCGCGGUCACCUGGAGGCUGGACCCCCAGGAUUAUUUGGAGACUGGCCCGGCCCCCUGUGCAGCUCCCUGGAGACUGGAAUGCGUCCCUUGAGGUCGCCUGGACAUGGAAUCCCCCUCCCCAUCUCAGCGUUUGCCACGUCCACGCGGAGACCACAGGCUCAGGCACUUACCUCGACCCCGACCCCCGGGGGAAAGAAAUGCUGGGCACUCCUCCCCCUUGCUGCCUGAGAGUCCGCUAAGGUUUUCAGGGUAACAGGCCAGGUCCCCGGGUUGCUGUGGCGGGCAGUCCCACCCCCGCAUCCUCGAGGGAGAGCACCAUCUUCUGUCACCACGAGGAUGGACUGACCUGUCCCCAGCCGGCCCAGUGACUGGGACCAUGCCCCACCCUUGUGGAGGGAGAGCUGACCUGCCCCUUGUCACCAAAGAGACCACGCCCAGGCCCAGGGACCCCUAGGAUUCAUGUCGCUCGUGUUUUUGGAGUCCAGUACCCCAAUUCCCAGUGUCACCAAGGCGACUGUCACCUUGACUCACUGUCCUGGGGAUGGUGCCUCCCUCCUCCCAUUGUAACCAUGGAGGCCACGUUUCCCAUCUCGCCGGCCCCACCCCCAGAUGCUGUCAAGUCCACCUCUGGACCCCCACGGAGACCACCCUUCCCCCAGCUGUCCCCAGGGUGACCCAGCUGUCACCAUGGAAACGGAUCACCCCUUUCCCCAGGCCCACCCCCCCAUCUCCUUGCCAACCACGAGACUGGGACUCCACAGCCGUUGCUAUGGUGACCAAACUCUGGUGUCAAGGGUACCGAGAACACCUGUCCCCCUAGGCUUUUCCUGGUCGACAGGGCUCUGCCCCAUCAAGCUGUCACCAUGGAGACCGUCAGUGUCGUCCCCAUGACAACCAACCUUCCAGCUCUCAGGAACUUCUCACCAUGGGCCGGGUGCCCUCUCCCUCACGGACUCCGGACUCCGGGAGCCUCCUAUUGGGACUGCCUCCUGCACCCCAUGGCGGGGGGGCCCUGCCUGGGGAGCUCCCGGCUACCCUCAAUUUGCACGCUAGCUAUACGCCGGACAGCGGCUGCGCAUGACACUGCCUCGCCACGCUGCGGCUUGCUUUGUUUGUUUAUUUACUUAUUUAUUUGCAACUCUAGCAUUGAGGAAACUGGGCAAUGGCAUGCCCUGGCCCUUCUAGCUGUGCAAGCCUUGAACUCUCUGAGACCCCUCUCCCCAUUCUCCUUCCUGGACCCCUGCCCACAUUUCCCUUCUUAGACCCUGGGGGAUGGAAUGUCCCUUGAACUUCAGAAUCCACCAGAUCCCAAGGCAUGAUGCGUGCCACAAGCUCCGGACCCCCAGCCGUACCACCCCCCUGCCCCCCUCCCCCCGGCUUGAGAGCCAGCUCAGGGGGACUGAGACAUGGACAAGGCCGUUCCCUGGCCGCCCAUGGGCGACCCCGGUUCUGAGGUUCUGCCUAGUGUAGCCGUGUCCUGGCACUGUCUCUACCGUCACAACCAUCUCUUGGGUUUGGGAACCAAAAGGGCUGGGGUUCGAAUCGCGCCUCUGGCUCUUGUUCACUGUGUGACCGAGGGACAAAACCCUUGCGAGCCUCUUUCUUCUAAUGUAUCGGGCUGUUCUGAGAUCCCGCCGAGUGCAAGGCAUACAGCAGGGGCUCAAUAAAUCUUCGUUUCUUUUCAUGAAUGAGAGAAA
Messenger RNA from Oryctolagus cuniculus (rabbit), 3391 nucleotides. RefSeq names its product hyaluronan and proteoglycan link protein 4 (gene HAPLN4). The record is from RefSeq and is a predicted model, not a curated record. Gene Ontology annotation, molecular function: hyaluronic acid binding. Gene Ontology annotation, biological process: central nervous system development; skeletal system development; glial cell differentiation. Gene Ontology annotation, cellular component: synapse; perineuronal net. Lineage: Eukaryota; Metazoa; Chordata; Mammalia; Lagomorpha; Leporidae.